This is a messenger RNA of Carassius carassius (crucian carp), 1995 nucleotides long. It is a transcript of the gene zbtb45, whose product is annotated as zinc finger and BTB domain containing 45. The record is from RefSeq and is a predicted model, not a curated record. The coding region runs from base 168 to 1928 and encodes 586 amino acids. NCBI's taxonomy places the organism in Eukaryota, Metazoa, Chordata, Actinopteri, Cypriniformes, Cyprinidae. Gene Ontology annotation, biological process: regulation of cytokine production; regulation of immune system process; negative regulation of transcription by RNA polymerase II. Gene Ontology annotation, molecular function: protein binding. The transcript is spliced from 6 exons.
GCUCUUAUUGUGACGCGUGGUCAGCGGAUGUCAGGCCCGUGAGCGAGAGCUGCUUCGGCGGAUCGCAGAAUCUUGUCAGAUUAACCCGAGAUCGAUAUUAGAGCAGGAAUGAUCGCGCAGCCGCGAGCACGAGCACUUUAAACUCAUCUGCAGUGUCCAGUGGGGUCAUGGCGUCAGGUUCGGAGGCCGUCCACUACAUCCACCUUCAUAACUCCAGUCAGUCUGUGCUGGAGGCGCUGAGGUCUCAGAGGCGUAAAGGUCUGUUCUGUGACGUGACGGUGCGCAUCCACGACGCGUCUCUGCGCGCUCACGCCUGUGUGCUGGCGGCCGGCAGCCCCUUCUUCCAGGACAAGCUGCUGCUGGGUCACUCGGAGAUCUCUGUGCCGCCGCUGGUUCCUGCAGAGACGGUCAAGCAGCUGGUGGACUUCAUGUACAGCGGCUCGCUGGUGGUGCUCCACUCACAGGCGCUCUGCAUCCUCACCGCCGCCUCCAUCCUGCAGAUCAAGACCGUCAUCGACGAGUGCACACAGAUCAUCUCUCAGAGACGCGCCGCUGUGGCUGGAGCCGUGGGGCCGCUGGGGAGCGCACUGCCCAAACAAGAGGAGGGCGGAGAGGGGAAGGACCAGGAGAACGUGGCGCUGCAGGGCUUCACGUACAGCAUGGGCGGAGACUGCGGCUCAGACAUGCCCGCUGCACUGGGGGGCGGAGCUCAGGGAGAGGGCGGCGGCUUGGAGGGGGGCGGGGCCGGCUCACUGAUGCCCCUUGGUGAGGUGGGAGGCGGUGCCAUGUGUAGAGGGGAAGGUCUGAGUGUGGUAGGGGGCGUGGCCAUGUGUAGAGGGGAGGGUCUGGGUGUGGCAGGGGGCGGGGCCACCAGCUGCUCACAGGAGAUCAACUACAUGCUGAACCCGGAGCGCGGUGCGAAUGUGAGCGCGCAGAACAUCGCCGCCAAUGAGCGCUGUCACAUGGGAUCCCCGAGCGGCUUGGGUCUGGAGCUGGUGGAGCGGUUCAGUGAAGACGACGAGAGAGAUGGGGACAGAGACAGACAGACGGCGCACACACGCAAACAGAGACAGCCGCUGAGACUGCAGGUGCUGGGUGGAGAGCAGGUGGUGGUGAAGAACGAGGGCGUGCAGGACGGGGACGCUCUGUUUGAGAUGGAUGAGAGAGGAAACCCAUCGCAUCAACACACCUACACACAGGGGGGGUUCUACGAGGACUCGGCCGUGUUCUCGAGCGGUUUCUGGUCUCAGGCGGAUCCGCAGGCGUCUCUGGGCUCAAACCCUCGCGGUCGGGGUAACAAACCCCUCUCUCCUCCAGCGCCGGGCUCCCAGAACCUCAACAGCCAGAUGCUUUUCCAGUUCCCUGCCAGCGAAUCACAGCAGCCCUCCUUCUUUGUGGGCGGACCCAUGGUGAUCGACAACCUGGCUGAGUGCCAGCAGGCUCCGCCCCCCGCCCCCCUGACCCCGGCCCCGCCCUCCUCCACCCCAGCAUGCCUCGCAGGGCCGAGCUUCACCCCGCAGGGCUCCGAGACGUCCUUCGACUGCAGUCACUGCGGAAAGUCACUGCGCUCCCGCAAGAACUACAGCAAGCACAUGUUCAUCCACUCCGGUCAGAAGCCGCAUCAGUGCAGCAUCUGCUGGCGCUCGUUCUCUCUGCGUGACUAUCUGCUGAAGCACAUGGUGGUGCACACGGGUGUGCGUGCGUUCCAGUGCUCCGUCUGCAGCAAGCGCUUCACGCAGAAGAGCUCUCUGAACGUUCACAUGCGCACACACCGCGUGGAGCGCACCUUCACCUGCAGCGUGUGUCACCGCGCCUUCACCCACCGCACACUGCUGGAGAGACACGCCCUGCAGCACCACACGCCCACCAAACCACCCACCAAUCACCUGCAGCAGGGCGGGGCCAGUGCACCCAGCUCCGCCUCCUAGAAACGACUGAGGAGAGGAGAAACAAUCAGACUGAAUCCCAGGAGCUUUAACACACACACACACACAC